Acanthochromis polyacanthus (spiny chromis) is the source of this 352-nucleotide messenger RNA. RefSeq names its product NADH:ubiquinone oxidoreductase subunit C1 (gene ndufc1). NCBI's taxonomy places the organism in Eukaryota, Metazoa, Chordata, Actinopteri, Pomacentridae. Gene Ontology annotation, cellular component: mitochondrion. The transcript is spliced from 4 exons. Bases 37 to 246 code for a protein of 69 amino acids. The record is from RefSeq and is a predicted model, not a curated record.
GCAGGAUUGGAUGAAGAGAGUCUCUCCGAAGCUAAAAUGACUUUCAAUCGGUUAUUAUUUAAAGCUGUUCACGUCGGCAGAGUUGGAUCCAGGUCUGCAUUUACAAGCUCCAAGCCUGACACCGUCAAUCCAAACUGGCUGCGAGUGGGUCUGGCCUUUGGUACUUCUGCUUUCCUCUGGGGCCUGCUCUUUAAGCAGCACAGCACAGAUGUGCACGAGUACAAAGUGAGGAAUGGUCUGGAAUAGCCACACAACUGGCAGGAUGAACCUGUUUGUCUGCUGUUUCUAUUUCCACUGCUCCAGAUUCCUCACUCUGAAUUCUGUGUAAAAUAAAUGUUUAUCAUGUGAAAUA